CUGCCCCCCAGCCCCCCCAGGCUCCAGCUCGUCCCAUAUCGCCCGUUUCUCCUCCAUGGCCGUUCUGCGCGUGCUUCGUGUCCAGUAGCGCAGCGGUUGAUGAGCGAGCCGGAUGCGCGCUCGCUCCAACGCACCGCCACAGGACGAAAGAUGGCGUCGGAGGGAGCCCGCGGAGAGCAGCCUCCUCCGGUGCAGACGCUGGUAGCCGCCGCGCCGGGAGGCGUCGACACGAAAUGUGAGUUCAAUAUGGAUAAUCUGAGCAAGCCGGAGCUGCUCACCUUGCUCAGUAUCAUGGAGGGUGAGCUGGAGGCCCGGGACCUGGUUAUUGAAGCGCUGAGCCUGGAGAUGGAGAAGAUGCAGCUCCAGAGCCUCGAGCAGGAGCACCGCAAGCUCACAGCGCAGCUAAAGGACGAGCGCGAGAAGAACAAGCACAUCGUCAUGAUGCUGGUGCGCGAGUGCAAGCAGCUCGCCACGCGGGUGGUGGAAGAGUCGCAGCGCUUCGAUGAGCUCCAGGCUCGUCUCGACGAGGAGAGCUCCACCUCCGGCCGGCUGCAGGAGGAGCUGAGCACCGAGCGGCAGCGCAGCCAGCAGAUGGAGGCCAAGAUGGAGAAGCAGCUGUCGGAGUUCGACACGGAGCGCGAGCAGCUGCGUGCCAGGCUGGGCCGAGAGGAGACCGAGGGUCAUAGCCUGCGGCAGCAGUUGGAGCAGCUCAGGACUGAACGGAGCGAGGAGAAGGACGGUGGCAACGUCGCUCCACCUGCUGCUCCCGAAGGGGAACCUGCCGUUGCCCACAGUGCACCACCCGAGCCCAAAGCUUUCACAUCUGUUUCUGUUGCCACAGAGCCCAUAAGCUCUCGAACAGCCUCUUGCCAAACGGACCUGCCCCCUACUGAGGUUGAGGGUUCUAAGAAGACCCCCCUCACUAUACCGGUCAAACCGACCCCUGCCAACUAUGUGGGCCUUAGCUUGCCCAAAACAUCCGCAAGAGGGAUUGUCCACAGCAGCUCAGGAGGUCUGGUACAAACAGAAAAUGGCUCAGAGGGCCAGGCUCCCCAUGUCCUACCUACGGGGGUCAGUCCCCGUGUCCAGGCGGCCCGCUACAAGUUUCAGGAACAGGACCAAAACGGCACAGCGUCCCAGAGUCCUCCAGCCCGUGACCUCUCCCCAACUAACCGUGACAACUUUGCAGCCAAGCAGCAAGCACGUCAUACCGUCACGCAGGUCCUGUCUCGCUUCACCAGCCCCCCUGCAGGAGGUCCUGGACUCCUCCGUCCAAGCCUGCCCCACUCCGCCUCAGAGGGGGGGCCUUUUCCUGGCCGCCUGAGCCACCCUAUUGGCCUUAAGUCGCCCACAGUGGCCAGGAUCGACCGGGGAAACCCUCCCCCCAUACCUCCCAAAAAGCCAGGGCUUUCCCAGACCCCUUCUCCUCCCCACCCACCCAUCAAACUGGUGGGGGACAGCAGCCGCUCCCCUGGGGCCGGGCUAAAGCCAGCAACACCCCAGCUUCCGCCCAAACCUGCCCUGGACCUGGUCCCAGCCCUGGCAGCCUCUCAGGUGGGUGUCGGCCCCCCAUCCUUAUCGCCGGGGUCCAGCCGCGGCCCUCAGCAGCAGUCGGCAGCAGCAUGUGCAGAGUGCCCCCCAGCCGUCAGCCUUGCCAUCACUGUCAGUAGCCCCUCCUUCAUAAACCCCCCCUCCAUCUCCUCCUUCGUUAGUGCUCCAUUGUCCCGUAGCCCCCUGGCAGCAGCAUCAGGCUGGUGUCCCUCCAUAGUCUCCCCUCUAAGCGGCAGUGGGCCUGCUGCCCUGGACAGUAGGCAACAUCUGCUCCUCCAAGCUGCUUCCCAGGGAAAUGUCACUUUAUUGUCAAUGCUGCUUAACCAACCAGACUUGAGCACCUCCACCACCUCCACCUCACCGCCCCCCAUCAUCACCUCCACCAGUUCUGUGGAGGACAAGCCCGUUCUUCUCGACCCAGACUACCACCUCAUCCACAUCCAAACCUCUGCCUUGUUUGCUGCUGCUCAGAAAGGACAAACAGAGUGUGUGAAGCUGUUGCUGUCUUCAGGAUUACCUGCCGAUGCCUCGGAUGACAACGGAUUCACGUCGUUACAUUUAGCUGCCGCCCAUGGCCACAGCAGGUGCUGUGUGGAGUGUCUACUGGCUGCAGGAGCUGCUGUGGACAUGGUGGCGGCGGGGGGACAGACCCCUCUCUUUCUGUCUUGUGAGACAGGAAGGCUGGACUGCACCCGGACCCUGCUGAACGCCGGAGCUGAUCGCUCGCUCACCUCCACGGAUGGCUGCACGGCGCUGCAUGCUGCCGUCCGUUCAGGACAUGUGGACAUGCUCCGUCUUCUCCUCUGCCACCCAACUUGUGAGGAUGGUCCUUAUGCACCCACCACACUGGCAUUGCCUGCUGUGCUGCUGAAUCAGACAAACACUGAUGGCUGGACCCCUGCACACAUGGCUGCUGCCCUUGGCUUCAAGGAGUGUCUGGAGGUGCUGUGCAGCCACAGUGAACAGGACAUCGAGAGGAGGGACAAGUGCAAUCGCACUAUUCAUGAUGUGGCAACUGAUGACUGCAAAGAGCUGCUGGAAAACCUCGAGUCGUACCGGGUCGUGGUGCGUCUGCAGUGUUCAGAUGGAGGACCAGGCCCCGUGGGUCCUGUUGAAGCCUUUGAGGAGAAGGAGGGCCCUUCCUGUCUUCACAUGGUGCUGGGCAGAACAAUGGUGGACAGAUCGACGUCUUGGACCCAGCUGAGCGCCGCCCUCAGCCACCUGUUCUCCUCCCACCUUCAGAUCCUGUGUGGAGCGUCUCCGACAGCCAGAGAGGAGGCGCAGCGUUCACUGCUGGGCCUCAGCUCCGCUAGUUUCGCCUCCUUCUCCAUCGGAGACACUGUGUGGUUGCCCGGUCAGGAGCUGCCUUCUUCUCCCUGGGACCUGGUCAGAAAGCCCGUCAGUCAGUGCGUUACCGUCCGCCUCAAAGGUCUGCUUGAGUCGUGUCUUGAUGAGUUUGCUCUGGAGUCCCUCUUCCCCCUGCCACUGCUGCACAACUGUGCACGCCUGGUGGAGCAGUACGGCAGCCUCAUCCUUCACGGCCUGGAGGGCAGCUGCCUGGACUACACCGCCAGUCUGGUGGCUCGCUACAUCCAGGCGAAGCAGGAGGCGAGGGGCGUCGGCUGUGACGUGGUGAGGGUGGAGGUGGGACCGGGCCUGAACAAAGAGCUGCUGCUGGACACGUUCAUCAGCUGCGGCUUCCUGGUGUCGGCCCCGGGGUCGAGGCUGGGGUUGACCGGCGCCCACACCGGUCGCUGUGUGGUGAUGCUGCUGGAGGGACUGGAGAAGGCUUCGUCCCUAACAGGCCUGCUGGGAGACCUCUGCCACAGUCUGGACAACAGGGGCCCUGCCUCCCCUCUGGUCCUGAGCACAGGUUCACACCACUUCCUGGAGAACAACUUCUUGAUCGGCACGCUGUCGAAGCCCCGCCUUCAGGGCUCCGAGCUCCGCCUUCAGCAGCAUUUCCGCUGGGUGACUCUCCGCUGGGACCAAGAGCCGCUGCAUGGCCUGCUGGGACGGCACCUCCACAGCAAGCUGCUUCAGAAGAUGGGGACUGGACUGUGGUCACCUGACGGGUUCCUGGAGCGCUCGGUGUUGUGGGUGAGCCAGGUGUGGCAGCAGCUCAACGCCUGUCUGACCCGUCUGGGGACCCACGAGGCUUUGCUGGGCCCACAGCUCUUCCUGUCCUGCCCUGUGGUCCCCAACAACACACAGGCUAUAGUCAGGUGGCUGGCCCGACUCUGGAACACUGCAGUCGUCCCCCGUGUGGAAGAGGCAGUUAUCUCCCAGCAACUGUCUCCUAGCAGCCGUGGUCUAAGUGCCGGACAGCAGGCUGUGGUGAAAGCCGCCCUCAGCAUCCUGGUCAACAAGGCUGUUCUCCCGGGCUGCCCCCUCCCUCGACACGAAAUGGACAGGCACCUGCUGGAGUUCCAGGGAAGUUCUUUCCCUCUGUCGGCCCUCGGGUCCUACACAGGAAGUGGCAGCAGGGGAGGGAGGAGGGCGCGGGACAGCGGGAAGCUGAGACGGUCCAACACCAGCCCUCGAAAGAAAGGAAGCGUGUCCCUGACGUGGAGCUGCAGCGGUUCCUUCAGAGAGGGUUCCCUGUCCAGCUCAGACAUCAGCAUCAGUCCCAUCAGACGCAGGGAGCCUGCAGGUCUGCCGGUCUUCUCUGACGAUGAGACAGAUCUGAUCAGGGAGCUGCAGACCAUGUGCUCCAGCAGGUCUGAGCCGGACAUCAGUAAGAUCUCUCAGACCAGAGAUCUUGUGAUGGGCUUCUCCAGGGACCCGGUGCCUCCAAAUGAAGCCGAGCGAGGACCCACAGUCCAGCAGCUGCAGACGGCGCCCGUCGCCUCCGCUCAGAGCUCCGAGCGGCGUCCCGGCCCUCGCGGCAGGUCUCAGCUCCCUGUCCCCAGCAGCAGGGGGCAGCAGGCGCGAGCCCCCGCCACGUGCAGCAACAACAACCACUGUCCGAUGCAGACGGCCCCCCCCAGCAGGGGAACGAAGCAGGUUUCUCCAAGCAGCAACAACAACUACAGGAAUAACAUGAACGACAGCAACCAGUCCCAGCAGGACAUCUGGAUCCUCCACAGAGACCUGCAUGAGAGCAGCAACAACCAGUAGACCCCCCCCAUACACCCCCUCCAUGAUGUAAAGACAUGACGACCUUUGAUUUGUAUGAUCUGUUCCACCACAGCUGUGUUCUGGGGACCAUCGUUUGAGUAACGUGACGGCUCUGAGGCGAGGAGCUUUUCUUACCGCCGCCUGGGCUCAGCCACGCAACACGUUACCGUCAUGUGAAGUAUUAACUGCCUCAAACACUCCCGGCACGUCUUGACGUGUACCUAAAGUGAAAAAGUGAACGUGUAUUUCUCUCCUAGAAACGAGGCCACUAAGAGUGGGAAGAAACAAUCAGGCUUUGUUCUUUUCUUGUUUUUGCUAUUAAGUAUUUUGAGAUAUUCUCGUGUUUUAUCUGCGGUUGGGUUGGUUUAAAACUGUUCAAACAAAUCAGGGUUUUACCAAAUAUAUCUGUAAAUAAGAGUUAGUAGUUUAAAUGCUCUAUAGAUUGGUGUACGUGGUCCGACGCUUGUACAGUGAUUCAAUAUUCAGCUACUUCAUGUGGAGCAGGAAACUUGUACAUAAAUGUUUGUAGUUGGGUUCUGAAGCCUCCACUUGUUUCAGAGUGAAGGGCGUGGCAAUAAGUCAUUGAUCUGUCCACUGUAAGCCAUAAUCAAUACUUUGACCGUCCUUCGGCGUGGCCCCGCCCACACAGCCGACGGUUUGACUCACUGUUUUUAGCUUCUGUUCAUUAGACCACCUUCGUUUGGAUCUGUAGGAGCUGAAGGUGACAAAUGUCCGAGCACAGAAAAUAAAACGUCAUAAAAAUCUCCUGUAACUUGUUUUUGUGAG
Nematolebias whitei (Rio pearlfish) is the source of this 5457-nucleotide messenger RNA. It is a transcript of the gene cttnbp2, whose product is annotated as cortactin binding protein 2. Gene Ontology annotation, molecular function: protein binding. Gene Ontology annotation, cellular component: glutamatergic synapse. The record is from RefSeq and is a predicted model, not a curated record. Gene Ontology annotation, biological process: regulation of synapse organization. Lineage: Eukaryota; Metazoa; Chordata; Actinopteri; Cyprinodontiformes; Rivulidae.